Tuber aestivum (summer truffle) is the source of this 5938-nucleotide messenger RNA. The record is from the annotation of a GenBank genome assembly. NCBI's taxonomy places the organism in Eukaryota, Fungi, Ascomycota, Pezizomycetes, Pezizales, Tuberaceae.
GAAAACGGGGGGAGAUACAGUACCCUACAAGUACUUUGUAUGGGCACAAGUAGAAUAGGUAAGUUUAUCUACUGUGCUCAUAGGGUGCAUCUCUUUUGCCAUUUAUUUCCUUAAUCCCUGUUUUCGGGCACAUCUCGCGUGAGACGAGCUCUCGUUGAAGCUUAUUGGCACACUAGGUAACGUCACUCAACCCACUCAUCCCGUCAGUCACGAAAUUGACUUCACGAAUUGGACCACGGUGCAUGCUCUCCUGCUCCCCUCCAAGCUUGGUUGACCUCUAUCCCACAGCUCUGGUUUUGCGACACCCCUUCUUGCACACCUACCCGUACCGUACCGCAAUCGAGUGGGCUACCUACCAUUCACCCUGCUACAGACCCGUCAACCCUCCCCCCUCGCCUCCCCGGAAAGUAAAAAGGGCAAGCAAAAAAAACAAAAAAAAGUCCGGUGCCCGUUUUCCUUUACAUCCCCCCACUUCUUCCUCUUCCGCUAGCCAGCCUCAACGUUAUACAUAAGACCCGCCAUAUCCCCCCCACCGUCCUCUUACCAUCGUGAUACACUGGCAAUCAGGAGUAAGGUUUGUUUCCCAAAAUAUUUUUGAUUCUUGUUUUCGUUCUCUGUAUUCCCUUGGAUAUCCUUCACAACUGUUCCCUACUUACCCAAUCACUGCCCCGCGUUUCCCCCUGCUCUCCAAAGGAGGUCUUUGGCCUUUGCCUCUGGCGGGCAGGCUUAUCUGGCGGAGGAGAUAUCAUACGUUUUCAUUGUUUGACUAGUGACCAGGAGGAAAAGGAAAAAAGGAAAGAGGGGGGGGAGGGCGAAAAAGAAAAAGAAAAAAGAAAAAAAGAGAGCACAAGUGGAAUCUUCUUAUGAUAGAAGAUUCGUGACUUACAUGAGCGCCUCAAUCCAAUUUCUCGUUAGUUCUCCUGCUCCUGUUCUGCCUGUACAGUUUUCUUCUUCUUGUUCUCCCUCUUCUUCUUCCUCUCCUCGAAGGAUGCCCUCCUCGAGAUCUUCUACUCUGUACUCAAAAUCGUCGACGGUGGCCGGGGGUCCUCCCUCUUUGGCCUGUUCGUUCAAUUCUAUGUUUGAGGGGAGCACCUUAUCACCGCCAGACUCAGCUGCGUCGUCACGAAGCAACAGCUCGCUCUCGGCGUACUCCGAUUCAUUUUCGAGUUUUGAAGGAAUUUCUGCUGCUACUGGAGUUUGCAACGGCUUACAAACAUCCGUGAGGAUUAUACAGGAAUGCCGGCUAAGCCUGAUCCAUAUUCCCCUGCAUCUGUACCCGCAUUUUGUCCAGGCGAUUUUAUCGUUGAUACUUCCCUCGAUAUCCUCGUCCUCGGGGGAUAGGAGGGCAUGGGGUGGCAGGAGAAGGGCCGAGGGAACAAGGAUGUAUACGUGCGAUGGUGAUGAUGAUGACGAGGGGGAUCGUGUGUAUGGGUCGGAUUAUGAAGAAGAUUUGGUUCCGGACCACGGUUCUGCGGGAACAUCCUUGUCCUCGAGCAAUAAAUUUGUCAACAUCUCAGUGACACCGGUAGAGUGCUCCGUUGCGUGUUCUAUCGAGCAGGUGGAGAACCUGUUUGCACCGAUUAUACAAACCCUGUCAUCAAGCCAUAGGGAAGAGGUCAGGAUUUCUGAGGACGAGUUUGUUGCAAUUCAGGUGGAUGGGGAAGGGUUGGAUGCGGGUCAGAGAGUCUUGGACCUGACCAGUCCGUUGGCAUUGGCUGGAGUGUGAGUAGUAAUAUUUCGGUGAAAGAUUGGCGGAGAUCAUCCGUGCUAUUGGAUUUUUUAUAUAUCAGAAUCUAACGAGUGGUUGUUUCGUUUGCAGCCCCAUAUUCUUCCUCACAACGUAUUUCUCAGAUUAUAUCUUGGUUCCAUCGAGGAACCGCAGUCAGGUCACCAGGGCGCUGCAACGACGGGGAUUCGUUUUUGAGAAGCACGCAGAGGCGUUUGUCACGGGCCCUUCCCAUCACCGCAACUCAUCCUCCACCCCCUCAUUUAUUGUCGCUCCACCUUCGCCGCCACCAACAACCACAAUCGGUGAACUGCAAAUAAAGACGUUUGAAACAUUGCGGAAACAGAGCGUGGUUCCGCAGGUGAACAAAAAUACAAGACUGGUAUUAUGUGCUGGCAGACGCUCGGCCAAUAAGGGUAGAAGCAGCGACGACACAGGGCUCUACCUAGGGUUGGUCAAAUGUCUCAUUUCAAACCCUCAAUUCUUGAGCGUCACCUUGACAGACGCGGAGCCCGCAUCUCUGCUGUUGGAGCAGAAGAUGCUUCCUAUGUUUGGUUCUGACGAUGCCCUACUGGGCAGCAAGGAGGACGUGCUCAUCCCCAUUCUACUGGAUUUGAGGGGUCUUCCUGUGGAUUCUACGGGAAUUGUGUGUGGGGUUGCAGGAAAAUUGGUGGGGGGGAAUCUGGAUAGGGCCGAAGCGAUCGAGAUGAGCUACCUCAGCACUGCUAGGGCUGGAACGGUCAUCGUGGCGGAGGAUGAUCUUGCUAGAGCUGUUGCUGCCCUGGAGACGUAAUUGGGAAUCCCACGCUUUUACAUUACGUUAAGUUACGUUGCAUCUCCUAAAGCAAAAGGAAAAUCGAUCUCCUGUUUCUUUUUCUUUUCUUUCUUUCUUUUUUUCCUUUUUAAAAUUUCCUAUUUGGUCUUUCUUGGGAAUGGACGGAAAUCUGAUUUGUCGCGUUAACUCGUUUAUCUUGCUAGAGUGGUCGUCUAACUGGUGAGGGGAAAGUCGGUAUUGUAUCAUAUGCUUCUUGCUUUUUCGAUUGGUGUUUCUCCCACAAUCUUUAUUACCAUUUGGCCUCCUUCUAAGUGGACGGGGCAAGCAAAAAUGCAAGCUCCCUUUCUGCAUAUUUCUAUUUUUUUUCAUUUUCAUCUCCUAUCAUACUUCCCCAGCUUAUCUUCCGGGGCUAGGGUGCGGCGUUGGUACUUCUCUAUUUUAUUCUUCCCAAUUUUCCGGUGACGGUACAGUAUCUUGCUCGAGUACCGGUACUUGUACUUGUACUGUAUCAUCAUUUUCUUUUUUUUUGGGGGGGGGUUUCCUUUUCUUGCCUUUCCAAAUAGCUUAGUACGCUAUAGGGCUAGUGCACGAGUCUCGCAAGAGGAAUGGAAGGCAGCGACAUACUGUAAAGAAAGGUGUGCAUACCAAUAGGAUGAGAAAGAGAUCACGAGAACCAAGGGGUCGGGAAUUGGCAGGUGUAGGCGGUUGAAAAAGGAGGCCGGCCGGUAUUACUCUCUUCUGGUUUCUUUCACUCCAUUUUUUCAUCGGGAAGAUCGAGGAGAGGUCGGGCUUGGGCUUUGGGUUUUUGGGCUGUCUCUUGCGGGGGGGGGAAGCAAGAGUGAUAAGUUUAAUGCGAGAGAAAUAAUGCACAAGAUCGGAAGCAUAAUCUGGGUUUACUCUACGAGCGCCUGACAGCCGGAGAGAUUAUUUGCAGUAGAAAGAAGAAGCAACAGGAUCACAACAUUUUAUGUAGGGAGACAGAUCCAUCAAAGAGUUUUAAUAUUUUCUGGUCUUUUAAAGAACGGGUUUCCCUAGUUUGAUGAGACCAGCGAAUGAACAAGGGCCACACUACAACAGUUCCUGGUGCAGCACCACACAUUGGUUCCACUAAGUUCACCUGAGAACCGAGACUUCAUUCCCUCCAACCUCGAACCAUCGCACACAAUCUCCUACCACUGCAGGACGCCUUUUUUUAUUUUAUUUUUAUCUCGUCCCCCCUAGACAGCAGACAUACUGCUGCACUCCACCUCAGCACACACGAUUUACUCACCCUCAACACACCCCUCCCCUAUCGCACCGUAACGUGUUGCUCUGCCGCCAUCAUCACCAUGGCCUCGGCCGUUUCCCAUCAAGUUACCAUCGCACGCGCUUCACUCGCGGCCGGUCUCCUCCGACCCGACCCCACCGCAGUCUCUCGUGACGAGAUCUCCAGUUUUCACGCGCUGUUGGAGCAGGCACUGAGCAAGUGCUCACCAUCGAAUAUCCAGGUUGCUACACACAUACUUCCCCAGACCGCGUCCGCACCGCACUCACGAUGAAAGAGAGAAGAAAAAAAAAUGAAGAAAUGCUGGGAGAAAGGGAGAGAGAGAUAAAAAGGGGGAAUUUUUGUUUGAUCAAAGUUCCUUUCCUUUCUCCCCCCACCUUUUGAUUUUUUUUUUAAUCUCUUGAAACAUUUUUUUUUGGAGAAGACCAAACAUGGCUAAUUACUUCGUUGUCCGGAUGGCUUCCCCCUUUCCCCGGCUAUGUUUUUGUGCAAAUAGAAUUGCAAACGAUGGAUCUUGAGAUAUAUGAAUUCGCGUGCUCGGUUCGCCACCCUUGGGAAAUUCCUGACGGCUCUGUCGCCUUCGCUUUCGACUUCGACUACUGCUACUGGGAAGGCUAGCGCCAGGAGGAAGAGGGUCAGCGUCUUAUACCUGGUCAAUGAUUUGUUGCACCAUACUACGUAUAACGAGCCUUCCGACGGUUUGUUAGCGGAGGAGGUCAAACCGUUUCUUGCGGAUUUGUUCGUCGCGGCAAUGUAUCCAGGGGCAGUGAAGCAGCUAGCGAAGUUGGAGAAGCUGUUGGAUAUCUGGGCGGAGAAGGGUUAUUACAGCAAGUCGUUUAUCGAGGAGCUGAAGUUUAUUGUCAGGGAUGCUACAUCGGCUACUCCUACUGCUCGACCCACAGCAUCCACAGAGACGGCGAAGGCUAGGGUUUCGGUGGAGAAGCCACUCUUGCUUCCUCCUUUUCAUGGAGAUCCAUCGCUACCAUUCUACGACCUCCCUGCGGCAAAUAUGCUCCCUCAUCUAAUACCCAACUCACCGACGCCUAUCAAUCCGCGCUUGAUGAAACCGAUCCAGUUCUCGACUCUAGUCCCCAACGAGUCGCUUGCAGCCGCGGUCAGGGACUUUAUCAAGUCUACCGACGAUAUGUUUAACGGUGAUGAUGCUCCUAUGGAAGAUCCGGACGCAAUCGGAGGUGGGGGCGGUGAAAGCUACUAUGGAUGGAGCAAGGACUUUUGCGAAAAGAUGAAGCAGAAGAAACGCGCCGCAUUAAAGGAAGAGCGAGAUUACCGUCACAGGAGUUACAGCUAUACCUCAGACGCGAGCCGGCAAAGCAGAUCAGCGUCGUAUUACUCACGAUCAAGGUCUCGCUCUCGGGAUAGGAGACGGUCGUCAAGGGGGAGAGGUAGCAGGAGUAGGAGUCCUUCAUCUCGUUCCAGCUCUCGCUCCCGCGCCCGUGCCCGGUCACGAUCACGAUCGAGAUCGGGGUCUGCAGAGAAGCCUUCCUUUCAGCAGCCGCCGCGAACUCAGCCGAAUAUCUCUCCACUUGUGGAAACGCGUCAGUAUCCACACCAAUCAGGAUACCCGGCCCCACCCCCACCACUACCUCCCCAUCAUCUCCAUCAGCCGUACUAUCGAGCACAGCCAGCGUUCCCACCACCACCACCUCCUCCUCCUCCACCUCCGCAGAACUGGAACAUGCCAAAUGCGCAACAGCAGCAGCAGCAGCAGCAGCAAUACUACCAGCAACAACAGCAGCAAUAUCCAUACAACUACGGUGGCCCUUCCCCGCCUCCUCCGCCCUCCGCACCCGGCACCCACCAUCAGCAGCAGCAUCAAUAUCCACCCGCAGGAGCUCAGGGCUGGCAGCCACCCCAAGGGCCAUCGCAGGGCGGCGCGUACACUCAACAAUACGAGGACUACCGAUCCGUCAAAGGCCGGGAAAUCGGAGCUAAGAGAGGGUGGAAAACUUGAAAUCGCCUUCUGUUCUUUUCUCUUUUCGGGGGGUUUUUUUUCCACUCGGAUAGGUUCCUGUUUCAUAGGGUAUGUUUGUUUUGACCGCAUUUUUCCUAUCCUCAUUUUUUCAUCAUUUCUGUGGAAAGUCUUGUCCAUUGUGGUGUAGCAAGUACCGUAGCCUACCAGAUUGUCCACGCGAAAUUACAUUACGUACUCUCG